AAAAUCCUAAGCAAAAGUGGAGGGAAAGGACUACGAUAUGAUAAUAAUAUAGUAAAUGAUCACUUUACCGUCACAGAUCGUCAUUACCCGGAAAAAAAAUUCAUUGUUUCUCGAUAUGCGCAUGUGCUUUUAGAGUAAAGCCCCCGAAAAAUAGAUUAAAACCUGUUUCUUUUUCGUCUUUGUCUCCACCACUUUUCACAUCCAAAACUAAACCCUUGUUUGUUCCACCUUCUUGUUUCACUGUUGUGUUUCUUCGUUUUCCCCUCUACCGAAUCCACAAUGCGAAUCUCUGAAUCGGACUCGUUGAUAUCUCGGCAUCUCUCUCUCUCGAUUUUCCCGUUCUAUCCAUUCGUUUCUCCGUCCGAUCCGGCCAGGCUUUCAAAUUUUCCAGUUAAUCUCUGGGAAACACAGUAUGCUGGAGCGUUGAAGAAGAGGAGGGCUUUCAGUUAAAUGGGUGUUGUGCAACUCUAUCCAGCGAACCUGGUCUGGAGGAUGGUGUAACCGAGAUGAAGAACAAGAACACGGUAAAUGUGGUUAAGCCGAUUGAUACAGAAAAGAAAACAGUGACAAACAUGAUGAUUUCUCUGUGGAAGAGAAGGGAGAUAGAUCUAAGCAAGUGAGGUUGACAACAUGGGUGAUUGUUUUGUUGAUGAGGUGAAAGCAGGGAAUGCUCUUCUCUGUCUGUGGCAAAUGAUUACAGAAAAGAGAUUGACAAACAAUGGUGUGGCUGUGGAAAAAGGAAAGAAAGGGAGGCAAAAGUAGUGAUGGCUUUUCUGUUAAGAAGAAGCUACUACGUGAGCUUGUGGAAUUUCCUGGUGCCUAAGGAGACUCAUGGAAAAGAGGACGGCCUCGGAAGCUGCAGAUUAGCAGUCAGUCUGAUGGUAACGAGGACAAAGUUAUUUGCGUUAAGGAGAAGCAAGAUCUAGGGAAUGAGCAAUGGGCGGAACCUAAUAAGAUUCUAGGAGUCAGUCAGGUUGAGAUUCGGGUGGGUAGAUCAUACGAUGAAAAUGGGCCACAUAAUGAAGAGCUAAAAGUCAAACGUAAGCGGGGAAAGUUACCGGCUGAGAAUGUCAGACUGUGAGCAUGGGAGCACCCUGUUAACGUUGGAACAGAGUAACUCUAUUGAGAUGAUUCCAGGAGGAGACCAAAGCGUAACUGUGGAGGCAGGGCUAAGAGACAUGACUUUGACGGAGGCGAUUGCAGGAGGGGAAGGAAGCGUGGAAGACCUCCAACACCAAAGACGAAGAAGAAACCUGGGGAGACUGAUUGUAAAGCAAUGAAGCCUUGUGAGAGUUCCUCAAUGUCACGGGACAACAAACCCUCAAGUGAUGGCGAAAUGAGGAUUGGAGAACAAAAGCAAAAUAAUGAUAGGAAGACGAUCUUUAUUAGAAUCCAAGAAAAAGCAAGCUUAGUUUGAGUUACUUCUAGCUGCUGGUUGGACAGUUGAAUACAGGCCCCGUAACGGCGGGAAGACGUAGCACAACGCUGCUGUUUAUGUGAAUCCCCACUGGUCAGUGACCAAAGCUUAUGAAGUCUAUAAAGUAAAUUCUAGAUCAAGCAGACUCUGUUCUUGGGUUACUGCCAGAAGAGGACCUUGACCUUUUAAGGAGAAAAGCUCAGAAGAAACGGAGCGAUACAGGUAAGCCAAAGGUCAAAGAACCGCAAGGACACAUAUACUAAUGAAGAUAUGGUCUCGAAAGAGAAAAAGCGCAGAAGAAACGAAAAGGGUCACACAGCUUAGAAAGAAGUUUGGUUUCAGUCCGGAAAAUAAAGAGGGAAGAAAAACAUAAUAGAAAGCUGCGGUGCUUUGUCAGCUCGCAGUUCUUUGUCGGAUGCAGAUUCCAACGAGAAUGGGUACAUUUUGUUUGAAGGGAAACGCACCAUGCUGGGAUGGAUGAUUGAUUCAGCCAUUGUGCCACUUAACGGGAAAGUUCACUGCGAAAACACUGAAGAAGGAAUAAUCACAAAAGAAGUGGAGAUCAAAAUGAUGAUACAUGUGCUAUAUGCGGGGACGCGGGAGAUCUUAACUGCUGUGAUGGUUGCCCGUCAACUUUCCAUCAGAGCUGCCUGGGCAUUAAAAAAUUCCCAUCUGGUUCUUGGUUUUGUUGCUACUGCUCAUGCAAAAUUCUGCGAGAAAGUUGAGGCAGCUAAUCAUGGCACUACAACUCUUUCUCCCUUGUUGAGGUGCUACCUAUGUGAAGAAAAAUAUCACCAAGCAUGCAUCAAGCAAGAUGGCACGGUACCUGUUGAAAGUAGUACUCAUCCAUUUUGUGGAAAGUAUUGUCAAGAGUUAUUCGACAGACUUCAGAUACUAAUUGGAGUUAAACAUUCAUUGCCCGAGGGCUUCUCUUGGACAUUCCUCCGCUGCUUUGAGAUCCCUCGUGAUAAUGACAUAUCUGAGAAGAUUGCAUAUAAUGCCAAACUGGCUGUUGCUUUUUCUGUUAUGGAUGAGUGCUUUUCACCUUUAGUUGGUCGCAGGAGUGGUGUCAACCUGCUUGAAAAUAUCGUCUACAAAUUUGGGUCGAACUUCCAUCGGCUAAACUACAGCAAUUUUCUUACUGCUGUUUUGGAGAGGGGUGAUGAAAUCAUCGCUGUGGCAUCUAUCAGGAUCCACGGCAAUCAACUGGCAGAAAUGCCGUUUAUAGGAACCCGCUACAUGUACAGGCGUCAAGGGAUGUGUCGUCGACUAAUGAACGGCAUUGAAUCUGCGCUUGGCUAGACAAAUUAGUCAUACCAGCAGUGCCAGAACUGAUGGAUACAUGGACUAAAGGCUUCGGCUUCGCGCGCCUGUUCGUGAAUCAGCCAGAAAAACAAUUAAGAAUAUUAACUUGGUGGUGUUCCCUGGUGUUGACAUGCUGGAGAAGUCAUUGGCUAAGGACAGCGGUGAACUGCUGUUGAGGAGUCUGCCUGGAGAUGUUGAGGAAAGUAAACCUGCGGAGGGUAAAGCUGAUCAAAAUUGGGCAUCUGCUGAUGUUGAAUCUCAUUGUUACCAAGUUGAUAGCUGCUUGGAAUCGAUGGAUGUAGAUAAUGAUACAGAAUCGAAUCUGAAGUUGCUUAGUGGGUCCUUGGAGGAGAAAGAAGAGAUUGGGAUUGGGAAAACUGACAGAUAAAGAGGUCGAUUUCCUUCCUGUUGGUGUAGUUGAUAACCAAAGAGAAUCUAACUAGGGAGUUAAUGAUGGUUCUCAUGAGGAUCAAACUAAUACAAGAAGACAGCAAAGUGGUGAUUUAAAAAGCUUUGAAGCUGAGGGUAAAGAGGAGCUAGACGAAGAAUCCGAUUGUUACAUACUAGAAAAUUCUCAGGCACUUGGUAAUGGUGGUACAGAGGAAAAGAUUGGCAGUAAAGCUUUAUCACUGAAGAAAGGAGUGGCUUCCAUAUUCACGACAACUGAUUCAAGGAUCAUGGGGAACGUCGAGGGUGAACAAAAAGGGUACACAGGUACCACUGCCCUGUUGAUCGGCUCUUCACAUGGCAGGUGUGUUUGAGGUUCAUUGCAGCCUUUGUUUGUAUGUGCAUAUGAUCAGAACUAACAGCACUUUUGUCAAUUUUCAUGACAAACGAAAAGGCGCAGGUGAAAGAAGAGUAGUUAGACUAUUAUGCUAAUUGCAGUAUUUUAGUAGUUUUAUUUAUGACUCAGAGCCAGAGGUCAAGUAAAACCUUGCACUUCUCAGUGCUUAUUAGAUUUUUUUUAAAUAUUGUGGUAGCGGACCAAUUAAUUUAUUUCAUGGCCAUUUUGUAAUAUCAAACAUUGAGGUGCUUCUUCAUCUUACUUAUCUAAUACAUCUUCACUC
This is a messenger RNA of Raphanus sativus (radish), 3789 nucleotides long. Its product is annotated as increased DNA methylation 1-like. Gene Ontology annotation, biological process: negative regulation of DNA-templated transcription. NCBI's taxonomy places the organism in Eukaryota, Viridiplantae, Streptophyta, Magnoliopsida, Brassicales, Brassicaceae. Gene Ontology annotation, molecular function: transcription corepressor activity. The transcript is spliced from 10 exons. Bases 1883 to 2719 code for a protein of 278 amino acids. The record is from RefSeq and is a predicted model, not a curated record.